AUGUCAUUCUCCUCCUCCUCCUCUUCUUCUUCUUCUCCUCCUGAUACUGAAACUCCCAAUUCACCUGAUUCACCUGAUCCGAUAUCAAGCGACACAUUUCUCAGCUCAGCGUAUCGAAACCUAUCUAAUGAUCCCGACAAGCUCCAAAGAUUGUUAAGUAACGUUUCGACACAUGCUUUCGCAGAGCAAUUUCCCGCUUUCCAAGGUCAAUGGAUGUUGACUGAAUAUAAUGGUCAAAUCCAAUAUAUCAGAAUAGAUAAUCUUGGUAAUCUAGCUACGGUUGCGAGUCCUACUUCGACCAAGAAAGCUGAAGGUAUUAGAGGGAGAUUAAAAAGUCAUUAUCCAUCAAGUUUUACCAAACAUAGAUUGAUCGCAGGAAAAGAAACAGAAGAGCAUAGUCAGACAGUGACAGAUACAAGAGAUAUUGAUAGAGUCACAGCGUCUAUUGAAGAAAUAAACGUGUCUACUUCGGGAAAGAAAAAGAAGAGAAACAAGAAAAGAAAAGGUAAGAAAAUCGUCAAUCUGAUGGAAGAAGCUAUCAGUCUUGCAGAAAAGGAAGAUAAACAUAAAGAAGAAGAAGACGAUAGGCAGAAGGACGAAGAUGAACAAUCUGAAGAUCAAGAAGAAGUCGAAGUCGUACUGAGUGACCAAAAAGAAGAAUUACAUAAAUCCGAGGAAGUAAAUUUCUCAAAUAUCUGUACAACCGAACAAAGUAGAGCAACCAUUCAAUCCUCCUUCUCUACACCAUCUCAUCAUCAUACAAUCGGCGAACAACUGGUAAUCGAAGAAGACUCUCCUCCUCAUCCACAAAUCCAAAACAAUAUCAUCUAUUUCGGCGAUAUCCCCACUUACAUAGUCCCGCCCGACAGUGAAGAAAUCGAAGAACCUCACGACGAAAAUCAAAACUUAAUUACCGAACUCGAAGGUGAACAUCUUGUCACUCCUACUUCCACCACACUUAACAAGCUCUCCUACACUGCUACACCAUUCAUUCCUAGACACAUUCCUAAUAUGUCUAAUCUCACUCCUCCCCAGAGUCCUCCUACACAGGGAGAGGAUUUUCAAUGCUCAGACUCCCAACCUCAGGUCAUAUUGACCACCUUCAAUAGUGGCGAAAGACCACUUACCCCGCCGUCGGAAGCUGAAGAAGAAGUAGAUGAAAAAGAUGACUCACUUGUUUUCCCAUCUAAUAAAGUCCAGGAGGAGACCAUCAUCCCAUCAAUCACAGUAGAUACUCCCACAUCACCUUCAUUAAACAUACACCCACUUACUCACUCGUGGACAUUGCACUUCUCCGACACGUCAAAAUCUCGUCAGCGCAAAGUGACCGUUCCUACCCCUCUGGGUACUCAACCGAAUGCUGCUGACUACUCCUCUCAUCUCGUAACUCUUUUCAAUGCAUCCAGCUUGGAAGACUUAUUUGGUGCUUGGAAAGCUCUUCGAAGAGCCAUCGCCAAUUCCAAGAAAAGAAUUAUCGAACUACUCGGUGAUAGCUCUCUUCGAGGUGGACCAGGUUUAGGCACUUUCCUCUUUCCCGACGAAACCAAUUUCCACUUUUUCAAAGCUGGCAUUAAACCAAUGUGGGAAGAUAAAAUGUGUCAAAAAGGUGGCAAGAUCAUGAUUGCCGGUGAAGCUCAAGCUAUGGACAAGCUCUUUCUCGACGCCAUACUUAUGCUAAUUUCAGGUGACAUCGAUGAUAACUGUCCCCCACCCCCAGGAAUGGAUUGUCAAAUUUGUGGAAUAGUCCUAUCUAGAAGGAAAUUGACAAGAAUGGAAAUCUGGGUAGGAGGAACUACCGUACCUGAACAAGGAUGGAUCAAUGAUAUCACAACAUUUAUAGAAGAUAAGUUUCAAGGAUUCAAAGUUUAUGGAUACAAGUCGUUUGGAAAGCAUUGA
Messenger RNA from Kwoniella shivajii, 1896 nucleotides. RefSeq lists its product as uncharacterized. Gene Ontology annotation, cellular component: eukaryotic translation initiation factor 4F complex. The record is from RefSeq and is a predicted model, not a curated record. The coding region runs from base 1 to 1896 and encodes 631 amino acids. The transcript has 2 exons. Gene Ontology annotation, molecular function: translation initiation factor activity; RNA 7-methylguanosine cap binding. NCBI's taxonomy places the organism in Eukaryota, Fungi, Basidiomycota, Tremellomycetes, Tremellales, Cryptococcaceae. Gene Ontology annotation, biological process: translational initiation.